Penicillium chermesinum is the source of this 2244-nucleotide messenger RNA. RefSeq names its product choline transport protein. Gene Ontology annotation, cellular component: membrane. Gene Ontology annotation, biological process: transmembrane transport. Lineage: Eukaryota; Fungi; Ascomycota; Eurotiomycetes; Eurotiales; Aspergillaceae. The record is from RefSeq and is a predicted model, not a curated record. Gene Ontology annotation, molecular function: acyltransferase activity, transferring groups other than amino-acyl groups; transmembrane transporter activity. The transcript is spliced from 10 exons. Bases 1 to 2244 code for a protein of 747 amino acids.
AUGGAUAUGGAAAUGCGCAGUUUAGGCCCAGCCGACAGCCGUUCUGGCUCGGUUGUUGGCGGCGGCAAGACCCCUGUUACCUCCACUAAAGCUAGUGGAGACACAAGAGAUCGCGAUGCCUACGAACUUGCCAGGGCAGGCAAGAAGGAUGUUUUGAAGCGAAGAUUCAGUUUGACAAGUACGAUCGGGUUUACUUGUAGCUUGAUGCUAACGUGGGAAGCUAUUAUGAUGAACUUAUCAGUAGGCCUCGAAAACGGAGGUCCGGCUGGUUUAGUAUACGGAUUCAUAGGAGUCUGGAUUGGCUUCAUCAGCGUUGUCACUGUCCUGGGAGAGCUGGCAAGCAUGAUGCCUGCGGCUGGUGGGCAGUAUCAUUGGACGGCGAUUCUGGCUCCUCAGUCCGCUAAAAGAUUCCUGAGCUACAUCACCGGCUGUAUUUGUGUCGUCGCAUGGAUAGCUGCGCCCACGGCAGCCAUUUAUUUGGCUAGCAGCGUUCUUCAAACCACCAUCGCGACGAACAUUCCGAGCUACGAGCCAAAAGGAUGGCAGGUCACACUCAUCAUGUGGGCUGUGCUGGCCGUCAUUACGACUAUGAGCACGAUCCUGGGCAUGGUCUUGCCAGUUAUUGAAGUAUUCAUCUUAUUCAUCCAUGUGUUCGGGUUCUUUGCCGUCUUGAUCCCAGUCUUAUAUCUGGGCCCACGAUCAAGCACCAAGGCUGUCUGGUCGACAUCGUUUGAGCUUGGUGGGUGGAAUGAUAUCACAUUGGCGACAUUUAUUGGGAUGAAAGGAGCAGUCGCGUCUUUCCUCGGGACGGAUGGCGCUGUCCACAUGGCUGAAGAAGUGGCAAAUAGUAGCACUGUGGUUCCACACUCUAUGAUUGCGGCAAUCCUCAUCAACGGCGGCCUCGCUUUCGGUGUCAUGCUGACCUUCCUCUAUGCCGCUGGAGAUAUCAUGAGCAUAUUGAAGUCCAGCUCUCCCUACCCCUUCAUUCAAAUUAUUGAGAACGCAACGCAGAGCAAGAGCGCGGCAGUCGUGCUUUCUAGCAUGGUCUGUGUAUUGCAAGCUUGUGCCGGGCUUGCUGGUGUUGCAUCUGGCGCUCGUAUGCUUUGGUCAUUCUCUCGUGAACAGGCCGUACCUGGAUGGCAAUGGGUUAGCCAGGUCAGCAAGCGGUUUUCGAUCCCCAUUCACAGCACGCUUGUGGUUGUCAUCUGUUCGAGCCUCCUGAGUCUGAUCAACAUUGGAUCUGAGACGGUCCUCAACAUCGUCCUCUCACUGGUCCUGCAGGCAUUUUUCUCAUCUUACAUUAUUUCCCUCUCAUUACUUCUGUAUCGCAGAUUGAGAGGAGAAAUCAUGGAAAACGGCCCCGAUGUGCCGAAGGAGAUUGUCGCUUGGGGUCCAUUCCGAGUAAAAGGCUGGCUUGGAGUCGCAAACAAUAUUUUUGCGAUAGUGUUCUCGGUGAUCAUGAUGUUUUUCGGAAGCUGGCCAGCAACAAAGCACCCGGCGCCUGAGCAGGUCAAUUACAGUAUAGCUAUCUUUGUAGGGUGGACGCUACUUUUUGUACUAUACUACCUGUUCUGGGCGAAGAAACGCCCCAUUUGGACUGCCGUGCACCCUUGCAACGGCCACACGCCCGAAGACCGCGCCCGCGACUUUGCUCUGGACGCUGACAUCCGCUGGGCCGCCAGCCAAAAGAACCCAGCUUCCACGCUCAUCUAUGCCAUCGACAAAGAAACGGGCGAGGUAGCUGGCGGCUGCGAGUGGCUCAUCUUCCAUGAAAAUCCGUUUCCCAAUGGCCCCCAGCCCAUGAAAUGCACCUGGUACCCUGCCGGGAGCGAGCGAGCGGAGUAUGCGGAGCGAAUGCUCAACCAGGCCUUCUUCGCGCGCCAGGCAUGGUUUCAGCGCCCGCACGCCGGGGUGAAUGCGAUGGGGGUGCAUCCGAAGUAUCGCCGCCGUGGAGUCGGUCGCUUACUUAUGGAGUGGGGCCAUAAGAUCAUCGAUCCCUUGGGGUAUGAGAGCUUUACUGAGGGGAGUCCGAUAGGUCGCUGGUUGUAUGAGCAGUACGGGUACCGGCGGGUAAUGGGGCUGCAUGUGGAUUUUGAUAAGCCGAAUCCAAGUGAUGAGUGGCGUCGCUUGAUGCAUGAAUGUAAAGCACCUGGAAUUCUGCUCCUCUGGAGACCUCCGCGGGGAGAAUGGACUGAAAAAGUGCCAACUGGUCCGUGGGCUGUCACUCCUGAGACGUUUAAAUAG